AUGAAAUCAUCUGAAAAUGUGCUUGUUGAUGAUUUUCUCUAAAACUUUCAAGAUUUCUAUGCUCAGACUAAGGAUAUUAUAAAUGUUAGAUUUAAUUAUAUGAGAGAAUUAUAUAAUCUUGGUAUAGAUACUUUUCCUGAGAAUUAAGAAGUCUAUGACAUUCAACAAAAUAACAAAUUGAAUUUACAAUGUUAGUAAAAUAAACUUAAAAAGAAUUGGACAGAUGAUGACAAAAAAGUACUCAUAUGGCUAGUUGGUAAAUGGAGUGUUUUAAAUAAAAGAGACUUUUAAUCUAUAGUAUAUCUAUUAAACUCUAUUUUAAGAGUGAUGCUGAUUGGAAUUCAAUUUCUAACAUGAUGCCAAGAAGGAAUGCCUUUAAGUGUAAAUAAAAGUGGCUUUAAAUGCUUAAACUACCCUUACAACAAGCUCCUUGGACACUUCCAGAAGAUGAAUAAUUAAGGUCAAUAAUAUAUGAUUACUAAAAUUAAAAUAAAGGAAAUAAAUGGAGUUAAAUUGCUACAACUUUAAAUUAAAUUAGUGCUUCUAAUAUUCAUAGAAAUGGUAAAUAAUGUAGAGAACGUUGGAAUAAUCAUCUUAAUCCUUUCAUUAAUAGGUAAUAUUAUUUUAUUAAUUUAAUAUAAGAAAUCCUUGGUUAUUGACUGAAGAUUUAGAUUUGUUAUAAUAAUUAAUCUCAAAUGGAAAAAAAUGGGCCUUAAUUUCAAAAAAACUUAAAAUUCCUCGAAGUGAAAAUAGUGUUAAAAAUAGAUAUAAUUGUCUAUUAAGAAAAGAAAGAAGUCAAAAAGUAGGGUAAGCUAAAUUAAUUAUAAAAGGAAAAAAGAUGAAGGAGAAAGUGAAUCUGAAGAAUCUAAGAAUUCUAAUUUCUAAUCUGCAGAAGAAUUGAAUCAUGAUGAAAUCAAAAUUAUUCAUACUAUUAUUAAAAAAAUAGAAUGGAGAAUCUAACAAAGCGAAAACCUUAGAGAAAAUAUUUAAAAUGAUGAUAUUAAAGAAGAACAUUUAGAUAUUAUUAAAAAAGUUAAAGUUGAAUUGAAUUAACCUUUAAAAAUGGAAUUAAUACCAUCAUAAUUGAAAAUUUAAGAUAAAAUUAAUUUGCAAGUUAAAGAUAGUUAACUAACAGAAAUUGAAAUGAGUAAAUUUUAGCCAUGUUUAGUAAAUAAAGAAAAAGAUUAAAUAUUUUUUGUAUCACCUGAAUAAUUACAUCUAUAUCUAAAUAAAACAGAAUUUAAUUAGAAAAAUAAAUAAUAAGAGAAUAACCUUUCAAAUCAAAAUAGUAUGGGAUCCUAUUAUUAUGAUCCUAAAUUGCUUAGAUCCUAUGUUAUGAUGCAAUCAAAUGAAUAUUCUCAAAUACAGAGUGGAGUAUACCAAUAGAGAUCUAUAAUAAAUUAAAACAUGUUGGGUAAUUUUCAGAGUUUAAACAACUAUCCUUAUUCUUUAGCCAUGUCAUCAUACCCAUCAUAAGCAAAUUUAAUAAAUCAAUUAUAAAGAUGA
Messenger RNA from Paramecium sonneborni, 1506 nucleotides. Lineage: Eukaryota; Ciliophora; Oligohymenophorea; Peniculida; Parameciidae. The record is from the annotation of a GenBank genome assembly.